GACACACAUUCUGCAUCAAAGCAGGUUAAUAUCCACAAGGAUCAAAAUGCAGGAGAUGGUCAUUGCUGCUUUUCUUAUGGUGACUUCGUUUCCUUUUCUGCAAGCGGUGGAUCCCUCAGAAAUGAACAAGCAGUUCUAUUAUGAUUAUAAAUCACUCAAAAUUGGUGGCCUUAUUGUGGCAGGAGUGCUGUGCGCCAUGGGCAUUAUCAUUCUAAUGAGUGGAAAAUGCAGAUGCAAAUUCAACCAAAAUGAGCGCCGUAAUCGAGCACAAGAGCAGCAGCUGAUACGUCCAGGAAGCGCCUGCUAAACUGGAUUCUUCCUGCCAAUGGUUUUCUAACUACUCUGUGACUUGAGAAUUUGCUUUUCUUACCUUUUUUUGUUAUGCAAACUAUUUCUUUUUAACAUUUUUGUUUUGUUAUUAAUACAAUAAAACGUGUGUUUUCGUA
Bombina bombina (fire-bellied toad) is the source of this 446-nucleotide messenger RNA. It is a transcript of the gene FXYD3, whose product is annotated as FXYD domain containing ion transport regulator 3. The record is from RefSeq and is a predicted model, not a curated record. Gene Ontology annotation, biological process: regulation of sodium ion transmembrane transporter activity. The transcript has 8 exons. Lineage: Eukaryota; Metazoa; Chordata; Amphibia; Anura; Bombinatoridae. Bases 47 to 307 code for a protein of 86 amino acids. Gene Ontology annotation, molecular function: sodium channel regulator activity. Gene Ontology annotation, cellular component: membrane.